Messenger RNA from Aethalodelphis obliquidens (Pacific white-sided dolphin), 3228 nucleotides. It is a transcript of the gene SPACA6, whose product is annotated as sperm acrosome associated 6. The transcript is spliced from 6 exons. The coding region runs from base 1889 to 2917 and encodes 342 amino acids. Lineage: Eukaryota; Metazoa; Chordata; Mammalia; Artiodactyla; Delphinidae. Gene Ontology annotation, biological process: fusion of sperm to egg plasma membrane involved in single fertilization. The record is from RefSeq and is a predicted model, not a curated record.
GAGAAAGGAGAGAGAACCAGGAGGCGGGGAGAGGAGAGAGAGAGGACUGAGCAAGGAGAAGGCCGAGCUGAGGGGGAGGGUGGGCAACGCAGAGCAGGGAGAAGCGUGCAGAGGCUGGAGGAAAUGGAGACCAGGUAAGACGGAGACUGAGCCAGCGGCAACACGGCAGGAUGGGGAGAGAGAACCAGAAAGAUGGAGACGGAGCCGGAGACAGUGAGAGCAAGACAGACGAGCGCUGGACAGAGGCGGAGGCUCUCGGGUGCACAGACUCAGCCCAGGGGUGGGGAAGCGUGGGUGCUGGUCCCGCCACCUUGCGGGCCUGGCCCCUCCCACUCACCAGCUGACUGGGGCUCAGCCUUCCCACCUGCAAAAUGGGGGUGCUGAUGGCACCUUGAGCCCCUGCCUGCCACAUGACAGAGGCCUGGGGUGGCAUCAGCGCUCAGGGAUCCUAGCUGUCAGUGUUGUGCAUGAUGAGAGGCCAAAGGAAGGGAGGAGAGCGGGGAAAAAAUACCCAGAAAGGCAUGACGGUUUUGUAUCCCGUGGGCGGUCUCCACACCGGUCCUGGAUUUCUGAAUCUGACAGGUAGGUAGGGAACUGUCUUGUCCAAGGGACCAAACUCCACAACAGGUGAGGUUCCCUCUGACCCGGGAUCCAGGAAGCCAGGCUGUGUCUUCUCCAAGGAGGCAGGCCUGGCCGGACUCCCAGGUCUGAGGGAGGGGGCUGGGGGGCCUGGCUUCCUGGGUCCCCAGUGGAGAAGGGGGCUGUGGACUUGGACUUCUGAAUCUGGGGGAGGAGAGGAGGCUAGGGGGCCUGGAUUGCGGGGACCUGUGGGGAGGAAGGGGCCUGGGGCCUGAAUUCUUGGGUCCCUGGUGAGGAAGGGGCCGAGGGGCUGACUCCUGGGUUCCUUGGGGAGGAGGGGGCCGGGGGCCCGCAUUCCUGGGUCCUGGCACCCACCCGUAGAACCGACCUUGCGGGGCCUUCGCCGCACACAAGCUCGUGUCUGUGGGUCCGUGUCGGGGGCUCACCAUCGCGGCUGGGGCCUCCCCGGCCCUCCCCGCCCUCCCUGGCCCCCGUCUGUCCGUCCAGUCCAUCCGUCUGUCUGUCCACCUGCCGCGCCCCCCGGGCUGAGGUAGGAGGUUGUAUAGUUGAGGAGGACACCCACGGAGAUCACUAUACGGCCUCCUAGCUUUCCCCAGGCUGCGCCCUGCACGGGACGGCCCGGCGGGGACCCCUGACCCCGGUCCCCUGCCCCACCCCGCCAGGCUGGGGAGAGGGGCUGCCGCAGGGAUCGUGGGAGGAGAGGCUGGGCUGUUCCUCGUGUCCUCGUCCCUACAUUCCUUCCUGCCCCUUCCCUCAAAGAGUUUCUCUCCCAUCAAGAUAUCUCUGUUUUGCUUCCUCUCUGUCUCUCCAUCUCUGCUGGGUCUGUGCACAGUGACCUCUGAGACCCUGUCUCCAUCUGUCUCUUAUGGUGCUUUCUGGGUCUCUGACGCUCCCCAUGUCUCUCCAUGGCUUGGUUUCUGUCUUUCGGGCCCUCACGGUGUCUCUGUGCCAUGUCCAUUUCUGCUGCACCCCACUACCACACCCCAGGGCUUGGCGGGCCCCUGCACACCGUACUGCCGGCCUCCGGGUCCCUGAGACCCUUUAACCUGUGAGGACGUCCAGGGUCACAGGUGAGGUUCUUGGGAGCCUGGCAUCCGGCCCAGCCAUCAGCCUGGGGUCCGACCCCUGACCCCUGACCCAACACACCCUUCCUCCCUGAAAACCCUGGAACCUGACAUUGGACUGGAGACUGCAACCUGACCUCUGACCCUGUAUCUUGAGCCCCUCCCCCACACCACUGUGACCUCACAAAAGUCUCCAGCUUCUCCACAGGCUGAGACCCUCCGCUAUGGCCCUUCUGGCCGCAGGGAGCGCUGUGCCGUCCGCCCUGGUGGCCCUCACGGUCUUCCGGGCCUCCGCCUGGGCCUGUCUCCUCUGCUUCACGUCUUACAAUGAGCGCCUCCAAAUCUGCCAGAUCUUCGUCGGCCUGGAGAGCCCCGACCUCGAGAAGUGUGAGGAGGCCUUAACAGAUGCCUUUAAGGGCCUCCAGGACACUGAAAUCAGUGAGGAGACACCCCACAUCCUCCAGGGCCCCGAGGGGGGCAUGUGGAGGGAGGGACCAGAGAGGCCUGGAGAGACUGAGGGGAACAAAGGCUCAGAGACAGGAGGAUGGAGACUUCGCGGGGGCCAGAGACUCAGAGAUGGGAGGACAGAGGCUUUGCAGGGGCCAGAGACGGGAGGACAGAGGCUUUGCGGGGGCCAGAGGCUCAGAGACGGGAGGACAGAGGCUUUGCGGGGGCCAGAGGCUCAGAGAGAGGCAGAGAAAGGUCCACUUUGGGGAUGUGGUGUUGGGGAACCGCUUCGCCCCAGCUCCUGCCUCCGACCCCCAGACUACGAGGAAAGGAGCCAUCUGCACGACGCCUUCACCCAGAUGACCCACUCCCUGCAGGAGGUGGCCGCCGCCCAGGGGUCCUUUCAGGUUGCCUUUCCUCAUGCCGCGGAGAAAAUGCAGAAGAUUAUAUUACAGCUUAAAGAAGUCCAGGCCUGCAUCCGUCCCUGCGGACUCCAGGAGGUCGCCCGGCGUUUCCGCUGCCGAGGAUGCUACUCUACGGUCUGCGACCUCCCGUUAGACUGCCCAGUUCAGGACUUGACGGUGACUCGGGGUCAUCAGGCUAUGUUCUUUUGCACUGUGAACUUCCAGCUGCCUAAGGAAGAGAUCACCUAUUCCUGGAAGUUCGCAGGAGGUGUGAGUCGGGGAGGGUCCAGCAUGAAGACAGGAGGCGGGUUAUGCUUUACUAGAGGAUGGGGAGUCAGGAUGCAGAGGGUGGGACUCGGUCUAGAUUCAGACUUCGUGCAAGGGGAGGGUCUCGGCAUUUAAGGGUAAGGGGCAAGCUCACAAUGCAGAACCAGAGCUCAGGGGUGGGUUAUCCGUAGUUUUCGGCGGGAGAGCAAAUACUAGGCCCAAGAGGCGGAGUCAAGACUUAGGAGGCGGGACUAUGCGUGAAAGAUCGGCGAAUAAGAGCUGAGGGUGGGGCCAGGGCUCAGAAAGUCGUGGUCUAGCUCGGGGGCGGGGCUUUACGUUGUGGUUUGGCGAGUCGGGGCGGAGAGGAUCUCUUCUGGGCUCGGGGCUGGGGGCCCUCCUCCUCUCGCCGCUCCAGCCCAAGCGUCCCGCAGCUCCGGACUCAGGAC